Molecule: messenger RNA, 594 nt
Organism: Trichoplax adhaerens
Lineage: Eukaryota; Metazoa; Placozoa; Uniplacotomia; Trichoplacea; Trichoplacidae
Exons: 5
Coding region: 1-594 (197 amino acids)
Source: RefSeq, a predicted model, not a curated record
AUGGCCAAGAAGGCAGUCUCAAAAUUACCUACCAAACGUUUUACAAGACCAUCAGAGCCGAGUUCCGAAGACGAUAACCUUUGCCCCGUUUGCUUAGAUGAAUUUGUGGCUGGCGAUGUUUUACGAAUUUUGCCUUGCAAGCACGAAUUUCAUAAAACUUGUGUAGACUCUUGGCUAGAGAAUAAACAAACUUGUCCCUUGUGUAAAUCUAAUUUUCUAAGAACUUUGGGACUUAUCCCAUCUGAUGACAAUACCAGUAGUAAUAACACUGAAUCUGAGGCGUUAUCUCAACUUCAUGGUCGUGAUAUAUCUCUAAAUGCUAUUCCUGGAGAGGAGCAAGCAGAAAGCAACGAAAAUAACGAUAGCGAUUCUGAUGGCUUUCGUGUCUGUACUAUUCAAGUUGCUAGUAGCUCACCUACCGAGAGGAAUCUAUUAUCAGAAGAUUCUAACUGUUAUCAUAUAGAAACUGAAGUUGUACUUAGUACGGAACGCCGUAGAAGUUCUGCAUCGGAAGCUUCAUGUGAUACUCUAUCAACAGUUGGAUCCAGUGGUAAAGAUAACUCUCCAUUGAUUCAUGAAAUUCGCAAGUUAUAG